AUGAGCUUUGCCAAUGUGAAGUUAACUCCAACAUAUAAUCUUCCACAAGAACAACACCCACAACAACCGCAGCAGCAACAAAUCAAAACAGAGCGUACUGUCGGAGAAAUUCCAGUUUGGUCAGAUGCAGAGAACAAUAUUUUAGAGAAUUCCCCCUUUUUGGAAAAUCCACAGAUGGUAUAUAAAUUGCAGUCAUCUUUACCAUUAAAGAGCGCGCAACAGAUCAUGACCCGGAUUAAAUGGGUCAACUCUGGAAAGCAGAAGCCAUGGGAAGAGUUCUGUGUGACUUGUCAAUUCCAACCCUUCCAGCUUCCUUCAACUCAGAAACCUUACGUUCAAGUCUACAAACCACAAACGGCAUACGAGCCCAAGCCUAAUGCCCAGGUUUCGCAGGCCCAAAUUCCUCCGAAUCAGACUGUUGUUACACAAAAUUUUUCCGCCCCUAUCAAUCCCAUCGUUCCACCAAUGCGCUUUUCCUCAUUACUUCCGACGAAACCCGUUCCGCCACCACAAUCACAACCUCUCAUUUCCAAAAAAGUAAUUCCUCAACCUGUCAAGAUUGAAGAUGACAAAAAGAUGCCGAAGCCCUUGAAAAUCGAGAAAGAAGAAAAGCCCAAAAAAGCCGCACCGAGUCGCAAACGCAAAACGAAAGAGAAAGAAUUAGAAAAAGUGACCACCCAGCCCGUCCCGUCACAGGGUGACAUGGAGGAGCAAAUUAAUAGACUUUUAACUAAUAAUGAGACGAUCCUUCAGAACAUCGAGAUUUUCUUUCAAAGUCAACAGUCGUUCACGUUGGACAAACAGCAAGUCCUCGCGUUCUCCACUAAUAUCAAAAACUUAUUAGGCCUGACUGACUACCUCGCUCGACCCGCUCGAUUACCUUUUUUGUCACUUCUAUUGGAUUUACCUCCUGACGUCUCAGAUAUUCAACAAUUCAUACCUGAGAGUCAAAACGUCCAAUCACAAACACAAUCUCAAGGUGUACAGUCACAGGGACAGUACUGA
Messenger RNA from Entamoeba invadens IP1, 1005 nucleotides. RefSeq lists its product as hypothetical. NCBI's taxonomy places the organism in Eukaryota, Evosea, Mastigamoebida, Endamoebidae. The transcript is spliced from 2 exons. The record is from RefSeq and is a predicted model, not a curated record. Bases 1 to 1005 code for a protein of 334 amino acids.